Messenger RNA from Macrosiphum euphorbiae (potato aphid), 813 nucleotides. NCBI's taxonomy places the organism in Eukaryota, Metazoa, Arthropoda, Insecta, Hemiptera, Aphididae. The record is from the annotation of a GenBank genome assembly.
AUGCUUCCGGGACGUGGAGUGGGCUGUUUGCCGGAUAAUCCUUUGGGUCUUUCUUGGCAUGAUAGUAAUUGGAUUCCGAUGCUCAACUCUAGUAACAUACUAGACUACUUCUCGGAACGUAGUAAUCCAUUUUACGAUCGAAGUUGUAAUAAUGAAGCUAUUAAAAUGCAACGGCUCAGUAUGGAUCAGUUGAGUAAUAUGAUUGGACUGGAGUAUUGUCUUCUUCAUGUGCAAGAACCAAUUUUGUAUGUAGUACGUAAACAACACAGACAUUCUCCAACACAUUCUACACCAAUUGCCGAUUUUUACAUUGUUGCUGGAAUAGUUUAUCAAGCUCCAGAUCUUCUUUCAAUUAUUAAUUCUCACAUGAUGUCUUCAGCAUACCAUUUAGAGACUGCAUUUGAAGAACUAAACUCAUUAGCUAGAUUUCAUCCAUCUAAAGGUUAUUCAUGGGAAAACCGUAGACCUGGUCAGCCAACUGGUCCUGUAACAGCUCCUCCACCAUCUCCAGUGAAGGUUACCGGCAAGAGAGACAUUGAAGAAGCUAGUUCCCAAUUUCAAAGAUUACGAGUAGACAUGUUGUUAGUUGAAUUAACAAGAAAGUUUCCUUUACCUUUACCUCAAGCUCUUGCAGCAACACCUCAAAAUACUAUAAAUAAUCAACAAACAAAUGAACUAAUUAAAAAAGAAGUGAAACAAGAAAUAAAACAGGAAAUGAUUCAAGAUAUAAAUAUUAAACAAGAACCUCAGCCUACUAACUCUUUAUCGCCAUCAAUGAGACCCCCACCAGAGAAAAAGUUUAAGCCGGCAUAA